AUGAAUCGAAAGGCGCUGGUACCCGCUCCUUCUUCAGUCACCAAUGUCGUACCUUCAGCAUUGCGCUCCAGCUCCCGUGCCGCUUCGCACAGAGGCUCGGGAGGCUACACCGAGAUGAGGGCCCAGAUUCGAAAGGAACGCGGCCACGAAAACUCGCAACGUUCACAGCAUCACGCACAAUCGGCUCCGGUUCGCGAACUUGACCCACCACAAUCUCGCAAGUACGCUCACACCAGCACCCACAAUCAAAUUACCCACCUCUCUUCCAGCAUCUCUGAUCAGAAGAUCAGCCACUUUUCUGCCUCAGAAGACGAUCCAUCCGACGAACAAGUCGCCGCAGACAAAAGGAACCACCUUCGUGUUCUCCCUCCAACCAACUUUGCCAUGAGCUCCGACAAUAUCUCCAACAUGUCGGCCACAUCAAGCCAGAUCUCGUCUUCCUCUUCCACAGGUUUUGUGAGGAAGCGAAGUCAGACCGUUUCAACACAGGAGCACCCACAGCAGCAGCAACAGCAGCAGCAACAGCAACAGCAACCACAACCACAACCACAACCACAACCACAACCACAACCACAACAGCAACCCACUUCGCAAGUCAUAGUUCACCCCUCGCACCAGCUUUACCAGUCAGACCACGUUCGACAGGAACCCGUCUCCACAGCUUCCAGAGCCGGGUCCUACUCUGACAUUGCGUCUCCUCCGAGGUCUCCCGAGCAGCGCAUUGGCGUCGAUGCUCUCCAGGCUGCUUUUUCAGCAAAGUACUACGAGCUCGCUACCAAAUGCAAAGGUUGGGAAGCAUACGCAGCCAAGCUUAGAGCACAGAUCGGUGUUCUCGAGGCGGAGCACCGGGUACUCAAAGAACACAACCUGCAGCUCGAGAGGGACAAUGCCAAGCUCCACGCUUAUCUCCGUCAAGAGGAGAAAACGCGCACUCAGCUUCAAGGCCGCAUGAGUUCGCUUGAAGACUGCUUGUCUCAGCGUAGCGGCUCUGGUGCCAACCUCGGCGCACAGUACCAUGCCGCCGAGAUGCUCGAGUUCGAUCACCUCUCUCUCCCUUCAGCGCCUUCCUCGACAGAGAAGUCUAGCCAGGACGCUGCCGUCUUCGACCACACGCCCUAUUGCUCCUCCAAUCUUCAGAUCGAGGAUCGCUCAGAACUCCGUCCGCAGCCCUUGCCCAGCCUGCCAAACGGUGUCGUUACUGUUCGCACAACCUCUCUUUCUCGCCAUACAGACGUCGAUCCGGCGCACAGUCAAGCCAUCGCCAAACAAACCAGAGAGCUCGAGGCCUUGUACAGCAAGGACAACAGCCCGCGUCCCUUUGAUGAUGCAGUGCACAGCCCUGAAUCCGUCCAGUAUGCCGCCUACGCAGCUGUCAAUGCUGAGGGUAGGAGCUCUCGUCUCGGCAAUCGCCCCGACAUUCCGGUAAGCCAGCUCGCACACAAAAGAUCGGGUACCGUAGGCGCUAUCGGAAUGUUUGCGCCUAGAUCUGGAUCUGUCCUGGGAAUCCAUCGAGCUCAUUUGCUCAACGCUCAGGCUCAGGGCCAGCACGAGUCCGUCGACGGCAUCGUACGUCCAGCUUCGGCGCAGCGCUUCAACGGAACAAGUCUGGAGAGCAACGCAGCUAGCACCGUAGCCAGCAUCGUUGCAAACACGGGCGUCACUAAAGCUGCUCUGCAAAGCAAACGUCGAAGCACCGUGUCCGGCGAACGUGGCCCCAGCCUCAGCCUUGCUCAGAUCGUCAAAGGAGCCCUCACAGCCUCAGGCGUCGUAGCUGCCGGCCCUUCCCAGUCACAGAGUCGCCAAACAAGUCCCAACGAUAGGGCUCUCACCAGCAGCGACUACCUGCAAGAGUGCGUCGAAAAGCGACGCGAGGCGAUGCGAUCGUCAUUCACUGCUCAGCAGAAAGGCAUGACCCCAGCCAGCGCUCAAGCAGGCGGCGUUUCGCGACCCGUGUCUCGAGCAGCCUCACGUCUGAGCACCCAAUCCGGAACUCGAAGUCGCAGCCGAGCCGGUAGUGUUCACGAUGCCAUCCCUGUCGCCAUCGAAGACGUGUUCUGCAACUCAAAGACGAUCCAGGCACAUUCGAGCGAGACUUCGCCCGAGCUCAUCACUCAACAACUUGCCGCCGCUGGCCUCAACUCGCACGCGGAUAUCACCGCUGCGUCUCAGCGACUGAUGGCUGCAACCGAUACCCAUUCCCAAUCAGUCAUGCUCAUGUCACGAAAAGAGCUCAUCGCCACCUCGUCGAGCCCAGGCUCGUUGGCGGGCGAUGCACCCGCCAAAGAACAAGAGGAUCAGGAUCAAAUGUCUUUCGAGAGGAGGCUUUACAUCCGAAUUCAAGAGGAGCUUGACGUCGAGGAUUUUGCCAAGUUUGAACGUUACAUCCAACGCUACGACUUUCUCGACAUUCCACUCGAAGGAAGUAAGGGCCUGAUCACCCGCGUCAAGCGACUUUUGCUCGUUUCCGAUCCUGAACUCCGCACCAAGCCCGACAAGCUUCGGGUGCGACAGAGUCUGGCUCGCGACUUUGAAAAAAUGGCUCUGAAUUUUAGUCAGGCCAAAAGCAGUCAGCCUUCGUCUGCGUCGCGAGAGUUUCAGUAA
Molecule: messenger RNA, 2601 nt
Organism: Mycosarcoma maydis (corn smut)
Lineage: Eukaryota; Fungi; Basidiomycota; Ustilaginomycetes; Ustilaginales
Exons: 1
Coding region: 1-2601 (866 amino acids)
Source: RefSeq, a predicted model, not a curated record